This is a messenger RNA of Andrographis paniculata, 3426 nucleotides long. Its product is annotated as exocyst complex component EXO70B1-like. The record is from RefSeq and is a predicted model, not a curated record. Gene Ontology annotation, molecular function: phosphatidylinositol-4,5-bisphosphate binding. The transcript has a single exon. Bases 190 to 2133 code for a protein of 647 amino acids. Lineage: Eukaryota; Viridiplantae; Streptophyta; Magnoliopsida; Lamiales; Acanthaceae. Gene Ontology annotation, biological process: exocytosis. Gene Ontology annotation, cellular component: exocyst.
AUCGGUCAGUCAAAAUCAAAAUGAAAAUCAAUCAACUAAACUAGAGUAGAGAAAUGGGAAGACAUAGAUGCUUCCUUCCAUAACCAUUCAUCACUUUCUCUGCAAAAUCCACAAUCACUUCCGCUGAUUUCGUCCCCUAAAUCCAAAUUUCGACAACCCUAACCCCCAAAUCUACACUGCACCACGACCAUGGCCGCCACCAUCGACGGCCACGACAAGGUCUUGGCCACCGCCCAGAAGAUCGUCCAGUCGCUCAACAACACCUCCGACGCCGAGGACAUGCUCUUAAUCCUCUCCAACUUCGACAACCGCCUCUCCGCCCUGUCAUCCUUCGUCGACAACCCCCCCGCCGCCGAUGCAGCCGGCGCUUCCCGCUCCUCCGCCGUGGAUCCUCAAUUCGAAGCCGCCGAGCAGAUAAUUCUAACCGAUGCCGAUACGCCCUCGCUUUCGGACGAUUACUUACCCGCCGUCGAUGAGAUCAUCCGGCUGACCGAGGAAUUGAAUCUCGGCUCCGUCGACGCCGGGAAAGACGUCGUCGACCGUGCGGAGAACGCGCUGCAGCUCGCUAUGACUCGAUUGGAGGACGAGUUCCGCCACCUGCUCGUGAGGAACACCGUUCCCCUUGACCCCGACCGUCUCCAUCGAUCCUCCAAUUCUUCAACCGCCGCCUCCAUGUCAAUCGCUACCGCUGAGUUCUUCAACGAGGAGGUUGGUGAAACCCUAGAAAAUAUGAGCAGCAUCCGUCUCAGCCACCGCCGCCGCGGUGUUAGCGGCGCAAGCUUUGGCGGCGACGGGAUGCCCAUCGAACUGAUCCAUCAGGACGCCGUGAUUGAUCUGAACGAGAUCGCCGAUCGAAUGAUCCGAUCUGGAUAUGAGAAGGAGUGCUGCCAGGUCUACUGCACCGUCCGCCGCGAUGCUCUCGAUGAAUGUAUGUCUAUUCUCGGGGUCGAAAAAUUCAGCAUUGAGGAAAUUCAGAAGAUCGAUUGGCCAACAUUGGAUGAAAAAAUGAAGAAAUGGAUUCAAGCUGUCAAAGUUGUAAUCCGUGGUCUUUUAUCCAGUGAGAAAUACCUCUGCGAGCAGAUUUUCAGCACUUCUGAUUUGAUCAAGGAGGUCUGUUUUCUAGAGACAUCCAAAGGUUGUGUGAUGCAGCUCUUGAACUUCGGGGAGGCAGUGGCGAUCGGAAGAAAAUCUGCGGAGAGGCUGUUUCGAAUUCUUGAUAUGUACGACGCCUUAGCUCAGGGUUUACCCAAUUUGCAGUCGAUGUUUAUGGACGAGGAUGCAGGGGACAUGGUGUGCAAUGAAGCCAAGGCCGUGUUAGAAGCAUUGGGGGAGGCUGCAAUUGGAACUCUCGUGGAGUUCGAGAAUGCAGUUCAAGGAGAAGCUUCUAAAAAGCCAACACAGAACGGUGAGAUUCACCCACUGUCUCGCUACGUGAUGAAUUAUGUGAAAUUGCUCGUGGAUUAUAGUGAUACACUCAAUUUGUUGCUGGAGAAUACAAAUGUCGAAAACACUGAUGGUUUGGAUGUGGACGCCGUGUCUCCAAUCGCGCGCAGGUUGUUGGCGCUGAUCACCUCAUUGGAAUCGAAUAUGGAAGACAAGUCCAAAAUGUACGAUGAUUUGGGAAUGCAUUACAUCUUUUUGAUGAACAAUAUACUCUACAUUGUGCAGAAAGUGAAAGACUCUGAACUGAGGAAUCUUUUAGGGGAUAAUUGGGUUAAAAAACGUCGAGGGCAGAUUCGGCAGUAUGCUACGCAGUACCUCAGGGCAUCGUGGAGCAGAGUGUUGACUUGCUUGAAGGACGAAGGAAUCGGUGGGAGCUCGAACAAUGUGUCUAGGGUUGCUUUGAAGGAGAGGUUUAAGAAUUUCAAUGCUUGUUUUGAGGAUAUCUAUAGGGUCCAGACGGCUUGGAAGGUCCCGGAUCCUCAACUUCGCGAGGAGCUUAGGAUUUCCAUUUCCGAGAAAGUGAUUCCUGCGUAUAGGUCCUUCCUAGGAAGGUUUGGCAGCCAGCUGGAAGGUGGGAGGCACGUGGGAAAAUACAUAAAAUAUACGCCAGAGGAUUUAGAGAAUUAUUUGUUGGAUCUUUUCGAAGGGACGCCCCUUAUUCUGCAUCAUAUGAGAAGAAAAAGUACGUAAACAUGUGCGGGCAUCUGGUUCUUGAUCGGUAUGGUUUGUUUGUUUCUUUGUUUGUUUGUUCAUUCUGGUAUUGGAUUGGUAACAUACUUUUCUCUCAUGGUUUAAAUUUUGCUGAGCAUGAAUAUUUAGUUGAAUAUAUCCUAAUCGACAAUUUCGUUUAUACUGCAAUAGAUUUGUGCAUAUAAGAGGUUUCAUCGAUGUUCGGCUGAAUAUGCUUCGAGUUCAGUGUUGGAUUUGGUAUUAUUAUGCUGACUGGUGCAUGCAUUAUUACUGUGCAAUUAUACGAACCUGACACUUUAGAAUAGAUCUGUUUCGAUGGAUAUAGGGAGAUGUUCUCGAUAUGGAGAUAUGUCAGUGAAAUGUUCAGUUCUCCAAUAUUGUCGCUCGUGCUUUUGGUAGUAGGCAAGUCUAGAAUUGCAUUAUGUUUGUUUAACGACAUUCUCACCUAAAAGUCUAAACUAGUAGGAAAAUAUAUAAUUAGUUAGAUAUUAUGGGCAUGGAUCAAGUCCUGGUCCGGUCAAGUCAGUAUAGAGCUGAUUUGACGAGACUAACAUAUGUUAUACAGGUAUAGUAAAAAAUAUGUUAUAUUAUAACUCAAUAUAUGUUGCAGUAUCUGUAAAUAUAUGCUGGUCAUGUGUAUGACAUAUACUCUGAUCUAAUCCAAUCCAAUCCAAUCAGCGUAUGUUGACUUCUCCGGAUCAACAUAGGAUCCUCCUUCACAACAUGAACCUUACACGAGGACAUUUUUUCGCAAAAGAGGACAGUGGGACUCGAACACGGACAGACCUUUAUAUGAAAGCGGGAAGUCUUGUGUUUGUGUCCCAACAUGAGGUUUCGUUUACGAGUCUCGUCGCCCUCUUUCGUAAAGAAAUUGUCAACGUGCAAGGUUCAUGUAUGGGAUGAUUGACUUUAUCAUGGUUUGUCUCCUUGGAUAUUAUUAACUUAUAACCUUAGUUGUGUGUGGCUUGGUUUUUAUCACCCUCUUUUGGUAGUUUGUGACGACGUUGUAUCAUAAGAGGCAGCACAUAUAUAACUAACUUUUCCACAGUUUCUGGAAUCUGCCCAGACAAACUAAUAGGACGAUCGUGCAUAUGUUUGUCUAGUUGUGGGUGGGUCAUUGUGUGUUUUAGCUUCAGAAUAUUCCGACACUGAAUCUUGUCUGCAAUUGCCUUGUCUCCAAAUCGUUGAGCAAGUUGUUAACAGCAUGUAAUUACCGACCACUAGACUUUCAUUACACCUUGAGAAUGUAGUCCUUAGACCAACUUGUUAUAAUAAAAAACCUUACUUUUUUUU